Scutellospora calospora is the source of this 750-nucleotide messenger RNA. NCBI's taxonomy places the organism in Eukaryota, Fungi, Glomeromycota, Glomeromycetes, Diversisporales, Gigasporaceae. The record is from the annotation of a GenBank genome assembly.
AUGUCUGAUAAAAUUAUAUCUGAAGAUACAACAAUGUCUGAUAAUAUGAUAUCUGAAGAUACAACAAUUUCUGAUAAUAUGAUAUCUGAAGAUACAACAAUGUCUGGAGUUAAUGAUAAUAUGAUAUCUGAAGAAAACAAAAAAAAAAGAAAAUUAGACGGCAAUAAUGAACCACAAAUUAGUGGCGACUAUGACAUAAAUCCAACUGGCGUAACUGAUAAUGUUGUUGAUGGUUUUCAAGUUGUUGGAGAUGCAGUUCAACCAUUUCUUCCACUUUUUUCAUCCGUUUCAACUAUUAUUGAUUCAAUAAUUCGUACUUAUAAAAAUGCAAAAUGUAAUCAAAAAAUUUGUUUAGCAUUAAUUGAUCGUGUAGAAAUCGCUCAACAAGCUGUUAAUUCUUUACAAAGACAACAAAGGGAUAAUGAAGAACUUUUUAGAAAACAAAAUUAUUAUGAUGCGUGGGUUAGAUUUAAAACAGUUUUAGAGAAUAUAAAGAAAUUUGUGAAAGAAAUUACUCAAUUAUCGAACUUGCAAAAGUUUUUAACAGCAAACGCAGUUAAAGAUGCAUUUGAUAAAAAUAUUAAAGAAUUUGAAGAAGUAUGUAAUGAUUUAAAUUUUACGUUAGCUAUUUAUGAUAGAAAUAAAAGAGAUAUAGAAAAUAAAAAAAUUAUGGAGGAUAUUGAUCUCUUGAAUAAGGUAUUAUUAUAUUAUAUUACUAUCUUGUACAUUGCAUAUUUAAUUAAUAUUUGA